This is a messenger RNA of Lentinula edodes (shiitake mushroom), 1318 nucleotides long. Its product is annotated as alpha/beta-hydrolase. Gene Ontology annotation, cellular component: mitochondrion. The record is from RefSeq and is a predicted model, not a curated record. Lineage: Eukaryota; Fungi; Basidiomycota; Agaricomycetes; Agaricales; Omphalotaceae. The transcript is spliced from 8 exons. Bases 8 to 958 code for a protein of 316 amino acids.
AAUCGUAAUGCUCCAGACUUUCAGACCCCCACUCUAUCAACGUUUAGCAAGUUCGACCCGUCGCCCGCCUCCAUCGUAUAAUAGCGGAACUCAAUACUACUCCUCUCAUACUCAAAGUCAACAGAUAGAACCAGUGGCCUUAAGUUUCCUCGAACAGAUACCAGAAAAUGGGAAUAACACUGAAGGCGCGUUGGUCAUUUUACAUGGGCUUUUUGGCUCGAAGCGCAAUUGGUCUUCACUUUCCAAAGCGUUCAGUCGGGACUUGGGAAUCCCGGUUUAUGCAUUGGACCUUCGCAAUCACGGUUCCUCCCCGCACGCAUUACCCAUGACAUACACUUCAAUGGCUACGGAUGUGAUGCAUUUCAUUGAAAAGAAGAGCCUGAGCAAAAUAUCUUUACUCGGGCAUUCAAUGGGUGGAAAAGUUGCCAUGGCGCUUGCACUCAACCCCUCACUUCCACCCACUGUCUUGCAAAAUCUGAUAGUAGCGGAUAUCGCGCCGGUUCGUGCUCACCUUUCACCGGAAUUCAUUUGGUACAUUAGUGCCAUGAAGAAGAUAGAAAGUAUGAAGCUGCGAACGAGGAAGGAGGCACGGCAAGUCUUGACCGAGUAUGAGAAGGACCCAAAUGUUGUUUUAUUUCUUCUGACCAACAUCCUAAUGCCUCACUCAGAACUAAACCGAGGAGAAUACAUCCGAUUCCGCAUCCCAUUGAGAACUAUGGACGACGCGAUACCCGAACUCGGGUCAUUCCCUUACGCGCCAGGUGAAACCGAAUGGGAAGGAAGGACCCUGUUCAUAAAGGGCAAGAAAAGCGCGUUCAUCAAUCAUCAUUAUCACCAAACGAUGGAAGACUUUUUCCCAAGAAUGACGAUGGAGAUGCUCGAUGCUGGUCAUUGGGUUCACGGCGAACGGCCCCACGAAUUCAAGCAGCUUGUGGAAACCUUCAUAAAUAGUCAAUAAUUUUGCUUUGCCUGAUAGAAUACAAAAUUUAGAUGCUUGGUGUUCAGACUAGGUCCAAAGACAUGUAAAUAAAUUCUGUAAUUCCGCAUAUCGUGUGGGUACAGGCCUUUCAGGUUUUUCCGGUGUUCUGCAUCAUUGAAGGACAAUUGAAGAGGUUAGCUAUUCCGUCAGUUGCGGACUGCGAAUAGCGGUGGACGUCGCUUUCUUAUAUUUAUAUGCUUCUCUCUGCUUGACAUUCUGCAAUCCGAUCAGACUAAAAAGAUCCAGCUUCUUAGAAUCUUAUCUCCCUUAGCUGUGUAGCAUAUAGGAGGGCAUACAAAUUUCCGAUUUUGUUAUCGGGAAAUAGACGCUCAUUUGAGC